UCGGUCCUCCGGAUGGAGUUGCUGGGCCAGCCUCGCUGUGGUCGGCCCCCUCCCUUCGGGGGCGGGGCUCCAUCUCUUGGGGACUACACCCCCCUCCCCCCAACUGGGUCUUAGUCCUUUAAAUUCUUGGAAUCACUUUUGGGGCGCUAGAGACCCUGGAGCCGCACAGCGGGGUCCUGGGGGGCUAUAGAGUGGGGUCCUCUGGGCACGUAAUGGGAUUUGGGGGGUUCCGUUGAAAUGUUGCUGGGAGCUCAACUGGAAUCUAAAAGUUCUUCGGGGAGGUGAAGGCCAGGCACGCCGAGGGGGAGAAGCGAGCAGACAUCCAGCUGAACAGCUUCGGUUUCUACACCAAUGGCUCCCUGGAGGUGGAGUUGAGCCUCCUGCGGCUGGGCCUCCGGGAGGCAGAAGAGAAGUCCCUGCUGGUGGGGUUCAGUCUCAGCCGGGUUCGAUCUGGCAGAGUUCACUCCUAUUCAAGGCAGGAGCCAGAAGAUCCCGUGGGUGGACAGGGAGGGAGACAGGGUGGAGCUGGACCAGGAGAGGAGUAACCAAGACUGCCUCCUGCCCACCCCCCAGACCCGGGAUUUCCAGGACUGCCCUCUCCAGAAAAACAGUAGCAGUUUCCUGGUCCUGUUUCUCAUCAACACGAAGGAUCUGCAGGUCCAGGUGCGGAAGUAUGGAGAGCAGAAGACGUUGUUUAUCUUUCCCGGGCUCCUCCCGGAAGCACCCUCGGAACCAGGGCUCCCGAAGCCACAGGCCACAGUCCCCCGCAAGGUGGAUGGCGGAGGGGCCUCUGCAGCCAGCAAGCCCAAGUCAACACCCGCAGUGAUUCAGGGUCCUAGCGGGAAGGACAAGGACCUCGUGUUGGGCCUGAGCCACCUCAACAACUCCUACAACUUCAGUUUCCACGUGGUGAUCGGCUCUCAGGCGGAAGAAGGCCAGUACAGCCUGAACUUCCACAACUGCAACAAUUCAGUGCCAGGAAAGGAGCAUCCAUUCGACAUCACGGUGAUGAUCCGGGAGAAGAACCCCGAUGGCUUCCUGUCGGCGGCGGAGAUGCCCCUUUUCAAGCUCUACAUGGUCAUGUCCGCCUGCUUCCUGGCCGCCGGCAUCUUCUGGGUGUCCAUCCUCUGCAGGAACACGUACAGCGUCUUCAAGAUCCACUGGCUCAUGGCGGCCUUGGCCUUCACAAAGAGCAUCUCUCUCCUCUUCCACAGCAUCAACUACUACUUCAUCAACAGCCAGGGCCACCCCAUCGAAGGCCUUGCCGUCAUGUACUACAUCGCACACCUGCUGAAGGGCGCCCUCCUCUUCAUCACCAUCGCUCUGAUCGGCUCAGGCUGGGCCUUCAUCAAGUACGUCCUGUCGGAUAAGGAGAAGAGGGUCUUUGGGAUCGUGAUCCCCAUGCAGGUCCUGGCCAACGUGGCCUACAUCGUCAUCGAGUCCCGCGAGGAGGGCGCCAGCGACUAUGUGCUGUGGAAGGAGAUUUUGUUCCUGGUGGACCUCAUCUGCUGCGGCGCCAUCCUGUUCCCCGUAGUCUGGUCCAUCCGGCAUCUCCAGGACGCGUCUGGCACAGACGGGAAGGUGGCGGUGAACCUGGCCAAGCUGAAGCUGUUCCGGCAUUACUAUGUCAUGGUCAUCUGCUACGUCUACUUCACCCGCAUCAUCGCCAUCCUGCUGCAGGUGGCUGUGCCCUUUCAGUGGCAGUGGCUGUACCAGCUCUUGGUGGAGGGCUCCACCCUGGCCUUCUUCGUGCUCACGGGCUACAAGUUCCAGCCCACAGGGAACAACCCGUACCUGCAGCUGUCCCAGGAGGACGAGGAGGAUGUUCAGAUGGAGCAAAUAAUGACGGACUCUGGGUUCCGGGAAGGCCUCUCCAACGUCAACAAAACAGCCAGCGGGCGGGAACUGUUAUGAUCACCUCCACAUCUCAGACCAAAGGGUCCUCCUCCCCCAUCGUUUCUCACUCCUGCCCUUCUUCCACAGCGUAUGUGGGGAGGUGGAGGGGGUCCAUGUGGACCAGGCGCCCAGCUCCCAGGGACCCCAGUUCCCGGACAAGCCCAUUUGGAAGAAGAGCCCCUUCCUCCCCCAAGUAUUGGGCAGCCCUGUCCUCACCCUGGGACCACCCCUGCCUUCCAGCUAUGUGUACAAUAAUGACCAAUCUGUUUGGCUA
Messenger RNA from Symphalangus syndactylus (siamang), 2170 nucleotides. It is a transcript of the gene GPR108, whose product is annotated as G protein-coupled receptor 108. NCBI's taxonomy places the organism in Eukaryota, Metazoa, Chordata, Mammalia, Primates, Hylobatidae. The record is from RefSeq and is a predicted model, not a curated record. Gene Ontology annotation, cellular component: Golgi apparatus; membrane. Gene Ontology annotation, biological process: transport.